GGAGUUCCCUCACUACCCAUCCCACUGUGUGGAGUUCCCUCACCACCCAUCCCACAGUGUGGAGUUCCCUCACCACCCAUCCCACUGUGUGGAGUUCCCUCACCACCCAUCCCACUGUGUGGAGUUUCCUCACCACCCAUCCCACAGUGUGGAUUUCCCUCACCACCCAUCACACUGUGUGGAGUUCCCUCACCACCCAUCCUACAGCACAGAACUCCAUCAUCAGCCCUCCGACAGCUUGGAUUUUAAUUGUGUUGGUGGCUAUGUUGUAUCAACUGAUAAAAUACUAACACUGCAUUAAUGGAACUCUAAUAUGAAGUGAAGUAGAAUGAAGUAUUUGUGAUUUCAUGCUGUAACAUUUUUAUUGUUUCUCUUUUUUGAACAGAAAAUCCAAAAUAUUUUUAUAUUUUUAAGGAGAUAGAUCAAAUUGUGUUCACUGGACCAGACAUUCCUGGAAAUGGUCCCGUUGGCUGGGAUUGGAAACCAAGCCACAUUCAAGGCACACAGCGACUUGUGACAUUUUAUAAAGAAGGAUCCAGAGGGUGGACCCCACGUUGGGAAAGUAACUUCGUAUACACUGGCAUCUUUCAUGCUAUGAUCGAUAUAGCUGGUACCGUUGAUCUGAUAAUUACUCGUCCCACAUUUAAAUUUGCAGGAUCUAUUAUCUUGGUGCAAAGAGAGCCCAGUUAUGAAACCUUGGAACAAUAUGAAAUUUUUGGGAUCGAAGUUGUAGCAAAUCCACGAUCACCUCUGAAGGACAGUGACGUCACCCUCAGCUGUACCAUCUCCAGACUCCCAGAUACCGUCAGUCUCCACUGGAGACCAGUGGGCUCAUCCCAGCAGAGCAGGAGAAACACUGAUCAGUUCCGGCUGAAUAACACCAUCUAUCUGAUGGUCCGACACGUUACAGUGGAGGAUAUGGAGUUGUAUCAGUGUGAAGUGUGGGAAAAUGGAAACGUUGUUGGUACAAGCAAAGCAGAUUUUACUGUAGACAUGGGUCCACAUAAUAAACAUUACACACUGUAUCGCUCAGUUAUGGAUCACAGUGAAUUUCACCUCAUGUGUUACAGCAAUACUGAAAAUUACAACAAUGCUGCCUGGACUUGGCUGUCAGAUCUUCAUCAAAGUUCAUGGAAAACAAUUGCAACAGCAUUUAAAUCUCAGCCCAUGAAUGUCAGUGAGAGUCACUUUGUGAAUCGACUGAUGCUCACAAAGACACCUUUUAACGGCUGGAAUUUCAGUAUGAGGGUUUUUCCUGUGGUGUUUGAGGAUGCAGGAGAGUACACCUGUAGACUGGAAACUAUUACAUUUAUGACUAUCACACUAAGCACGGUUAAAGUCACAGCUGAACCGUCUGAUACAGUGACUGAGGGAGACACCGUUACCCUGAACUGCUCUGUGUCUGACGUCACUGCAUCAAUGAGACUGGUUUGGAUCAAUGGUGAUGGUGAAACUUUUGGAGAAAAGACACUGAGUGGGGAAGAUAAAUCACUGAGUCUGAUCAUACAAAAAGCUGACAGAGGCAGAGGGAAAUGGACAUGUGGUGUUUUUGAUCAGAAAACGCUUCAACUUUCAGUACCAUAUAACCUGGAAGUCAGAGAUAACAACACUAGUAAAAUUGCUAUUAUUGGAAGUCUGGUUCUUCUGCUCAUUGUUAUCCUGGGACUGGUGUUGUGCUUCAAGAAGUACAAAAGAAAAGAUUCAGGAAAUCAAAAUCAAAAGCCUCUGCAAACAGGUGGAAAUAAAGAAGAAACAUCUCAUCUUUAUUCAAAUGCUGUUGAAAUCCAGCAAAUGCAAGGAGAUCUGACACCUGUAACUGAGACCAGUCAUGUUGCUGAAUAUAUGUCUGUCGAUAACCAGUCAAAGCAAGAAGACACAAAGGAAUCUAUUCAUUAUGGGGAUAUAUACUUUAAAAAUGAAUCAUCAGGUAGCAGGCAUGAAAUGCAGGGCAGUAACAAAUCAUCAAUUGUUAAUGUUGGUGAUGAUGACCAUGUUGUCAUCUAUACACAAAUAGCACAAGUAGCAUAUGAAUAAAUUCAUAAAAACAAGGAAUUCCGCAGAUGCUGGAAAUUCAAAGCAACGUAAACAAAAUGCUGGAGGAACUCAG
Messenger RNA from Hypanus sabinus (Atlantic stingray), 2107 nucleotides. RefSeq lists its product as uncharacterized. The coding region runs from base 595 to 2034 and encodes 479 amino acids. NCBI's taxonomy places the organism in Eukaryota, Metazoa, Chordata, Chondrichthyes, Myliobatiformes, Dasyatidae. Gene Ontology annotation, biological process: interleukin-15-mediated signaling pathway; T cell activation; positive regulation of ERK1 and ERK2 cascade. Gene Ontology annotation, cellular component: membrane raft; external side of plasma membrane. The transcript has 10 exons. Gene Ontology annotation, molecular function: MHC class II protein binding; protein tyrosine kinase binding. The record is from RefSeq and is a predicted model, not a curated record.